AUGCCCCAAGCACCCAACGGCCUUUAUUAUUGCAAUUGUCCCCUGCAGUGCGAGGGGACCUGGCAACAAUGUAGUCAGAGAACCCACACUCAACAUGCCCCAUAUCGCUAUGUCACUCUAGCACCAUCCUCUGUUUUUUUUACAGAUUUUCUAGAUACUCUGCCUCCCCAGGAAUAUGUCAACAGCUCAACCAUAUCGCAAGGACUACCAGAAGGAGCACCUGCAAACCAUCGGACAUUGGCACUGUUACAAAGGGCUGGUUCUCCACUUGAGCUUGCAAGGGCAUCGCUUGCCAGUUCCAUCCCAAACCAUGCCAAUUUGGCAGCCCUACCCUCGAACGCGCCCCUCGCCAUUCCCGUGCAAGACUGUACAGCUGCGUUAGUCCCUUCCAAACUGCUUCUGCUCUAUAAAUGGCAUGACCCUGGAUCUGGAUUGGCUUCUGGUACGGUCACUGGGCCAAACCCACUGCCAAGCAGCACAUUCUGUGAGGCCUCGUCUCUUCCCGGGAGCCAAUUUGACUUGGGAGCUGUGUGCAUUCAUGAUAUCAAUGAGAUCCCUCAGUACUUCAAUCAUCCUUCUAUGACAGACAACAAUCUACCCCUCCUGCCAACCGAGACACACAACGACUUCGGUGGAGACCCAAGUGGACAUGAUCUAUCGGAAGGCAUGUAG
Molecule: messenger RNA, 672 nt
Organism: Heterobasidion irregulare TC 32-1
Lineage: Eukaryota; Fungi; Basidiomycota; Agaricomycetes; Russulales; Bondarzewiaceae
Exons: 2
Coding region: 1-672 (223 amino acids)
Source: RefSeq, a predicted model, not a curated record